AGGUAUCCGUGGCCAGUUCUGCAAGUUUAUGAAAUUCUCUUUCACUGAAGUGUUCGAUUAGUGCGUAGUGUUCGUCUUUGAGAAUUCUGCACUCAUCGCAUCCUGUGUAUUGUAUUCGUUGGUCAAGAUCCAAUUGCUGUGCCGUUUCAUAGCGAUGCCCGAUGAAGGAGUCGAGCUUCUCAGUAAACUCAAGGCUGAGUUCAAUGAGAUCGACUCACGACAAGUGGGAUGGUCGACUCUCUUUCACAGUAUCGGAUUGGAGUCCAGGAACCCCGAUCUGACUUUGAAAGAAUCAUUGAAGCCUUGCAAUCAACCUCUGAAUCGUUAUCUCAAUGUCAGCCCAUAUGAUCACAGUAGGGUGGUUUUGUUGAACUCGGCUGUGGAUUACAUAAACGCCAACCUCGUUCGUGUCCCGAUUGCAAAUCGUCGGUACGUGCUCAGCCAGGGGCCAUUGGAGCACACUUGUGGCCACUUUUGGCUCAUGAUAUGGCAGCAAGAAACUCGCGGAGUCAUUAUGUUGAACCGCAUCGUGGAGAACAAUGUCUCGAAAUGUCAUCAGUAUUGGCCCGAACAUGCGGACGAAACAGUGUCCUACGAUGAUGUUGGGUUGAAAGUCACUCUUGUACGCGAACAAAGCAAAGAUUUCUACAUAAUUCGCACAAUGCGUGUGACAAAUGUCGCGACAGGAGAUUCCCGCGACGUCCUACAGUUUCAUUACAUUACAUGGCCUGAUUUUCAAGUUCCCUCAUCCCCGGCCGCAUUUCUCAGCUUCCUGGCUGCAGUUAGAUCUUCUGGGUCUUUUGAGGUUAACCUUAAUCAUCCUAGGUUGGAGAACGACGUUGGACCAGCAGUUAUCCAUUGUAGCGCAGGAAUCGGGAGGUCGGGAACAUUUUGUCUAAUAGACAGUUGCCUUUUGCUCGUUGAGAAGAAGAUUGUCAAGGAAUUGGACAUCUGUAGCAUUCUUUUGGAAUUGCGAACGUAUCGGAUGGGUCUGAUUCAGACCGCUGAUCAACUCCGGUUCUGCUUCCUCGGCAUCAUCCAUGGUACACAGAAGAUCCUUCGCGAGGAGUUCAUUUCAGAAGCGAAGGAAACGAUCAACCAGCCAACCGCGACUACGUCGGGUUCCGAGGACGAAGAGGAAGAAGAUGGCGAACCACCGACGCCGCCAGUACGAAGUGAUUCGCUUACCAAGUCCACUGACAGCAAGAGCAGUUGUCCACCUACAAUCGACGAGGUGUCGUCAUGCGACGGUUCCGGUGACGAGCUUUCGUCGGCUGAGAAAGAGACGGAGGUUCGUCGACGAAUGAUUCGUCGCGAAAGGGACGAACGAAAGCGGGCCAUGGAAGAGCUCGUGUCGUCCAUCAAGGCGAAACAGCGUGCGUCGGAAGACCGGCGACGCCGCUACACCGCCAUCAAGCAACUCGUGCCCAAAGUCGUCGCUGGUGCUGUGAUUGUGGCCAUAGUGUCCGCCGUUUCUUACAAGUACUUUACCUAACGCAUCAAUCCCCAGAAUAGUCAUAGUGUCAUUUUUUAAGCGAAGAAAUUGUGUCGUUCUGUUUUUCUCGCGAUAGUAGUACGAAGGAGACCUUGCAUGAAGACGGAGCCAAACGCUCAACCAAGAGCGUUGCUUUGAGAAGGAGAAAUUAAUCAUUCCGACCGGAUUCGAGAUUCCUUUUUAUACAUGUUGCAUUAAUGAAGAUGGUUUGAAAUUUUACGUGCGUUGCCAUAACUGGAGCCCGUAACAAUUCUUUUCUGCGCUUCGAUUCAUUUUUCUUGUUGUCGAUGCGAUGAAUCGUGAUGUUUUUACUACUCAGAAGACGUUGUGUAUAGUGGAAAGCGUGAGAGGAAAGUUGGAGGUUCCCGGGUUGACCCUUGGACAUCCCAUUUUCUUUUAUUUUCUUCUGUGUUUUUUUCACAAAAUUGUUGCGAAGCGACUCAAUGUUUUGUUAAUGCCUCUCGUACCCCGUUGUUUCUGCAAGACGAUGUGAUAGAUUAAAACGUUUUGGCUAAUUGAGAAGUACGAGGUUUAUGAAUUGGUUGUUUCAUUUUGGUCCUUGGCUGCGAGUGUUGUGUCAACUUGCCCACAUUUUCAGAGUUUGAACAUGUGAGGGGGGUUGGUUUCCAAGUUUCAUCAGUCUUCCCUUGCUGUGAGUGUUGGUUAGAUGAGCGUGGUUUUUUUUUUUCGUGAAUGUCAUAGUUCACUUUGGGUUUAAUCGUGAAAAGGAAGAUUUUCAAAUUUAAUUGUACAAUGCUGUACUGUAUUUGCUUGCCCUUGAAUAAGACCCAUACAGGGUUCUUUAGUCUAAAAUUUUACUGAAGUCGUGUUCCCGAGGAAGGUGUGCACACCAUUUUUAGUGUCUCUAAAACUGUAAUAUUUGAUGAAGAAUAACUACUGAAUUUGAAUUGCAGUCAUAAUAGAAUCAAAUUGAACCUGAAUUCAACCUCUUUGCCCGUUGCAAGAAGUGGUUCUGUUGAGCAUUAUUAUUAUGUUAUUCUCAUUUCUGACCAAUUUCAAGGUACUGAGAGAA
Molecule: messenger RNA, 2528 nt
Organism: Notodromas monacha
Lineage: Eukaryota; Metazoa; Arthropoda; Ostracoda; Podocopida; Cyprididae
Source: the annotation of a GenBank genome assembly